UACAAGAGAUUCUUUUUUUUUAUAAAAAAUUUGAUAAGCUCAAACAAAAUAUAAAACCAAUAGCAGUAAAAGGAAGCAGAGAGAAAUGGCGACGAAUAUAGGUAUGAUGGAUAGUGCUUACUUUGUUGGGAGAAAUGAGAUUUUAAUAUGGAUCAAUAGCGGGCUUCAGCUCAAUCUCUCUCACAUUGAAGAAGCUGCCUCUGGUGCUAUACAAUGUCAGUUGAUAGAUAUGACCUAUCCAGGAGUUGUGCCAAUGCACAAGGUGAAUUUUGAUGUAAAAACAGAAUAUGAUAUGAUCCAAAAUUACAAGCUUCUGCAAGAAGUAUUCAACAAGUUGAAAAUUGACAAGCAUAUUGAAGUCAAUAAACUUGUUAAAGGCAGACCUUUGGACAAUUUGGAGUUCUUACAAUGGCUGAAAUGGUAUUGUGAUUCUGUAAAUUGUGGAAUCAUGAAUAAGAAUUAUGAUCCUGUUGAAAGAAGACUUAAAGUUGGAAAAGACAAGAACUUGAAGGCUUCUCGCUCAAAAUCUUUGUAA
Molecule: messenger RNA, 535 nt
Organism: Hibiscus syriacus
Lineage: Eukaryota; Viridiplantae; Streptophyta; Magnoliopsida; Malvales; Malvaceae
Product: microtubule-associated protein RP/EB family member 1A-like
Exons: 7
Coding region: 86-535 (149 amino acids)
Biological process (GO): protein localization to microtubule plus-end; thigmotropism; spindle assembly
Cellular component (GO): microtubule organizing center; cytoplasmic microtubule; spindle midzone
Molecular function (GO): microtubule plus-end binding
Source: RefSeq, a predicted model, not a curated record